Messenger RNA from Cryptococcus deneoformans JEC21, 1824 nucleotides. Its product is annotated as diacylglycerol O-acyltransferase, putative. The transcript has 15 exons. The record is from RefSeq and is a predicted model, not a curated record. NCBI's taxonomy places the organism in Eukaryota, Fungi, Basidiomycota, Tremellomycetes, Tremellales, Cryptococcaceae. Gene Ontology annotation, biological process: triglyceride biosynthetic process. Gene Ontology annotation, molecular function: diacylglycerol O-acyltransferase activity. Gene Ontology annotation, cellular component: endoplasmic reticulum membrane. The coding region runs from base 286 to 1626 and encodes 446 amino acids.
AUCUUGCGAACGGCCAGCUAUUCAGCCGCUCUCUCGGAUACACUGUGCAGGAGAGUCCAAAGAGGAAUAUAUCUACAGAAGGAAGACAGCGCAACUCAUCGCCAGCGAUUCCUCAAACACAUCAUCAUUCGUCAAUACAGGGGCAGUCACCGCUUUUGUCGUCACUGUCAUCGACCCUGGUUCGGCAGACAUCAUCAGAGAUCUGGGCAUUAAGUAAUACAUUCCCUACCUCAUCCGUCAUUUCAAACACCGAUUUGAACAGCUUCAGAUCCGAGAAGUAGAGAGAUGCCGCUCAAACGGCCUAGCCCGGGACCGCAUCCCCUCGACCUCAAUCCUUACGAGAGGCUGCAAUUUGAGGAGAAGGAGAACAGGAGAUCGCAUAAUGAUACCGAUCAUCAUGCGACUCUCACAAGCCGUCAAGAAGGGCUCCGGCGCCGGGCAGCCUUAGGGGAAAAUGUCGACAUAUCAGCCGAUGGAGAAUCGAAGGAAGACGAGGGGUAUUCCGCCGAAAAAAGGAAUGACAGACUAUCGUCGCCUGAGGAUACCAAGACAGGGGAGGGAAAGGGGAAGAAGAGUCCGCUGAUGAGUAACUUGAAGUUGGAUGAUUUUAGGGAUACUUUGGAGGCUGGGAUUGAACGAAAGUUUGCGCCUCUACAUAUUCCUCCUCAUCGACGCCUACAGACAGCCGCUGUGGCUCUCUGGGCACUUCUCUUGCCAAUAUGCAUGAUUGUCCUCCUGUUAUUACUAUCACUUCCCCCAAUGUGGCUCAUCCUCAUACCCUACUUUAUUUGGAUAAGUUUUGACAGAGCGCCGAUUCAUGGAGGAAGGCCAAAGGAAUGGGCACGAAAAGGCUUCAUUUGGAAGUAUUUUGCUGAUUAUUAUCCUUGCAGUAUCGUGAAAGAAGCUGAACUUCCUCCAAACAGACCUUACCUUUUCGGCUACCACCCCCACGGUAUCAUCGGGAUGGGAGCAUUCGCUACCUUUGCCACAGAAGGCACAAACUUCUCCGAGUACUUCCCUGGUAUCAAACCCCAUCUCCUUACUCUUGGAUCCAAUUUUAAAAUCCCCUUCUAUCGGGAACUGCUCAUGAUCCACGGUUGCGGCUCAGUCUCUAAACGUUCUUGCGCCAAUGUCCUCUCCCAAGGUCCUGGUAGCGCCAUCGCCAUUGUCAUCGGCGGUGCUUCUGAGAGUUUGUCCGCACAUCCUGGCACGGCGGAUUUGACGUUGAAGAAAAGGUUUGGAUUUGUGAAAAUGGCGAUUCGGGAAGGGGCGGAUUUGGUGCCGGUUUUCUCAUUCGGCGAGAAUGACAUCUAUGCUCAAUUAGCUAAUGCUAAAGGGUCGAUGGUAUACAAGCUUCAGAAGAAGUUUGAGAAGGUCUUUGGUUUCACACUGCCACUAUUUUAUGGGCGAGGGUUAUUCAACUACAACUAUGGACUAAUGCCGUUUCGUCAUCCUAUCGUUUCUGUCGUUGGAAAGCCCAUUCAUGUCGAACGGGAUCCACAUCCAAGCGACGAAAAGGUGCAAGAGCUACAGAGCAAAUACAUUGCUGAGCUGACCCGUAUAUGGGACAAGUACAAGGACUUGUAUGCUCGAGGAAGGACGAAGGAACUCACUUUAGUAGAGUAAUGGGAGGUCGCAAGAUGUGAAUCUUGUUACAAAAACUAGUCCAGAGAGUUUUACUGUAAUUGGUUACAGUUGCCAUACUUCGAUUAAAUGUUAAGCAUCAUAUUAUGGAACGAUUGAGACGCUGGCGAGCUUUGAUUCCCUUCAUUUGCCGGAGCAUGGCCUGACUAUCUGAUGUAGAAGGCAAAGGGAGUCAGAUAG